GCAGGAGAGGCAAUUGAGGAAUUCCAAUUCCCCUUUUCCUCUUUGCCAAACUGAAGCGUGACACCUGGAGAGAACUGCGCUGCCUGCUCGUCAUGCGUCUGGCAGCUCGGGUCGGGCGCCGCGUCGCAGGUCUCCUCACACACCCGCGGUAUUAGGCUCUGGCACGCCGGGAGGAUCGUGGGAGGUGUAGCUGCGGUGCGGACUCGAACCAACAGGAGACAGGAGUGUCACGAGCCAUGGCCAGAAAUUUGCUCGCAGUCAAAGCCUUCCUCUGUGUCCUCGUGUUAACUUCCGGCGGCUAUUUGUAUCUAAACGACAUGCUCGGCUCGCGGGCGGCAAGGCUCUUCCAGCUGGCUGAGGGGCUGACGCCGCCGCCGCGCCUGGGCGAGAUGUAUGAUGUGGUCGAAAUGUCGGACUUGGCGCCCGUCACCUCAGUCCCGCCCACGAACGCGACGCCCGUCACCCUGAUCCCGCCCACGAACACGACGCCCGUCACCCUGAUCCCGCCCACGAACACGGCGCCCAUCACCCUGAUCCCGCCCAGCCGGAGAGUGAGGUACGCGAACCUCAGCGGGCUCGGCUUCCCCCUGCCUGUGCUCACGUGCCAGCCCAAGGGUCGCCUGGGGAACCUGAUGGGGGAAUACGCCACCCUGUGGAGCCUGAGGCGCUCCUACCACGUGACCGCUCUCGUCAGCCCCAAAAUGAAGACCAGCCUCAGGAUGUUUCCUUCGCUGUCUCUCCCCGCGCUUGGAGCGCCUGCAGCCCCUCCCGGAGCGCCAGGCCCCUCGCCACGCCAGCACCCGCGCGUCGAGUGGCGGAAGGUGGGCAGAAGCGGCGGCUCCUACUACAACUUCUCGCUGGUGGAGACGGCGGCGGCGGGCCUGCUCGGGCCGCACCACUUUCAGAUCCAAAACAGCCCAUUCGAGAUGCAGCUCUUCGGUCGCUUCAAGGACGACCUCAGGAGGGAAUUCACCUUCUCCGAGGGACUCCGAGACCAGGCGCAGAGGUUCCUGAGCCAGGUGAAGCAAGGUCAGCGCGCGCGCGGUGUCCCCGGAGCCGAGCCAAUGUGGGUCGGCCUCCACGUCAGGCGGACGGACUACAGCGCCCACGUCAAGAAGCUGUUCCGCGGCGGCCUCCCCGGCGUCGGGUUCCUCGAGCGCGCGAUGGCCCACUUCCGGGAGAAGCUCGGCGGCGGCGUCGCGUUCGUCGCCGCCUCGGACGACCCGCGGUUCAUCAAAGCCACGCUGAGCCGCCACGCAGACGUCUAUUUCGCUCCAGGAAAACCGCCAGAACUCGACAUGGCCGUGCUCGCGUCGUGCAACCACAGCAUCAUCACCCUGGGCAGCUUCAGCUUCUGGACCGGCUUCCUGACGGGAGGAGAGGUAGUUUAUCCAGACGUCCGAUUUCGGCGCCCCUACAGAUUCGCCAGGAAGAUGUACGAGGCGGCGCAUCUGGACAACUUCACGCCGCUGCCAGCCUAGCCUCGAGUCCCACUCCAAAGGCCAGGCCUCGAAC
Molecule: messenger RNA, 1515 nt
Organism: Penaeus vannamei (Pacific white shrimp)
Lineage: Eukaryota; Metazoa; Arthropoda; Malacostraca; Decapoda; Penaeidae
Product: galactoside 2-alpha-L-fucosyltransferase Sec1
Biological process (GO): carbohydrate metabolic process
Cellular component (GO): membrane
Molecular function (GO): galactoside 2-alpha-L-fucosyltransferase activity
Source: RefSeq, a predicted model, not a curated record